GCGCUUGCUUAUGCCUUGCACUAGGGGGCAGCACACAUUUUAAAGAGCCGUGGUGCUGAGGCCUAAAGACACGAAGAAGAACCGUCUGCUAGCAAAAAUCGUGUUGCUAAACUGGAGAUACACAAAAUAUAACUUACCAGAAUGCUUCCCUUGUCCUUGUUGAAGACGGCCCAGAACCAUCCUAUGCUGGUGGAGCUGAAGAAUGGAGAAACCUACAACGGUCAUCUGGUUAGCUGCGACAACUGGAUGAACAUCAACUUGAGAGAAGUCAUCUGCACGUCCAGGGAUGGUGAUAAGUUUUGGAGGAUGCCAGAGUGCUACAUCAGAGGAAGCACCAUCAAGUAUCUGCGAAUCCCAGAUGAGAUUAUCGACAUGGUGAAGGAGGACGUGGUUUCCAAGGGUCGUGGACGUGGAGGUGCCCAGCAGAAUAAGCAGCAGGGUAAAGGAAGAGGCGGACCUGGCAGAGGUGUGUUUGGCAGCCGCGGCAGAGGGAUGUCCGGUCCUGGUCGAGGCCAGCAGCAGCAGAUGCCCGAUAAAAAAACAAGCAAACAGCAGGGAAUGAAGAACCAGCACUGAUAUGAUGUUAUGGAUCUUCCACAUCAUGUUAUUUUUGUUUCAGUUCUUUAGGUUAAUUUAACUCUCAGCUUCUUCUUUCUGUUCUAAAGUGUGUAAGAGAACCAAUUACUGCAAAAAGUCACUGAGAUGUUCAAAAGAGGCUGUGGUUUUGCACUGUUUUCUUUUUAAGUUUUUUUUAAUGAUAAGCAUAUGUUUGUGUAAAACCCAAGAGCUGAUAGGAUAAUCUUUUUCUUUCAGUGAGAAUAUUUUUAUGUCGUGGAAAAUUCUUUUUUAGGUGCAAAAUAAAUCUGUUGGUUCAAUUUGAAGCUUGAAAUUUGUUAUAUUUUGAUCUCUUGGUUUAGGGGUAGAUUUCAUGAUAUUAAAUAUUAAAUUCUCUUCAUUUCUGUUCUAGUUGUUGAGUGAAGUGAUUUUUAAGUUUCUUUUUCUGUCUUUCACUCUUCAUUGGCCAAUCUCAGCUGAUAAACAGUCACCUGACAAUAUCCAGUUACAAAAAAGCGAUUAUAAGAUGAUUUGAUGAUUUUUUUUGACAAAAAUGGUCACUUAUUUUAUUUUUUUAGGGAUAAAUAUUGUAAUUACAUGAGAAACAAUAAAGCAGUUUUUUGUUAAAGAUCA
Molecule: messenger RNA, 1188 nt
Organism: Oryzias melastigma (Indian medaka)
Lineage: Eukaryota; Metazoa; Chordata; Actinopteri; Beloniformes; Adrianichthyidae
Gene: lsm4
Product: LSM4 homolog, U6 small nuclear RNA and mRNA degradation associated
Exons: 5
Coding region: 142-576 (144 amino acids)
Biological process (GO): P-body assembly; nuclear-transcribed mRNA catabolic process; mRNA splicing, via spliceosome
Cellular component (GO): U6 snRNP; spliceosomal tri-snRNP complex; P-body
Molecular function (GO): U6 snRNA binding
Source: RefSeq, a predicted model, not a curated record